UGAGGAGUCACGUUUUUUUGUCUUUGUUCCAGAAACAUCUAUUUUACAUGUCUUCCUGAGUUCAGGGUGAUCCGUCUCCCCCGGUCCUGUGAAGAGUUCUCUGGUUUCCUUAGGCCUCCUCCACCUCUCAGACAGCAGCCAUGAACUGGUCGGCGUUGGAGGCCCUCCUCAGUGGCGUCAACAAAUACUCCACUGCGUUCGGCCGAGUCUGGCUAUCCAUAGUGUUUGUCUUCCGUGUCAUGGUGUUUGUCGUAGCUGCCCAGAGGGUGUGGGGCGACGACAGCAAGGAAUUUGUCUGCAACACGGCCCAGCCUGGAUGCAAUAACGUCUGCUACGACCACAUCUUCCCCAUCUCCCAUAUCCGCCUCUGGGCCCUGCAGCUCAUCUUCGUCACCUGCCCGUCCCUGAUGGUGAUGGGGCAUGUCAAGUAUCGUGAGAAGAAGGACUUGAAGUACACCACCUUGCACAAGGGUGCCCACCUGUAUGCCAACCCUGGGAAGAAACGGGGAGGUCUGUGGUGGACAUACCUGGUGAGUCUGAUCUUCAAAGCCAGCUUUGACGCCGGCUUCCUCUACAUCCUUCACCGUGUAUACGAAGGUUACGACAUGCCCCGCCUCUCCAAGUGCUCCCUGGAUCCCUGCCCCAACGUAGUGGAUUGCUACAUUUCCCGUCCCACAGAGAAGAGGAUCUUCACCCUCUUCAUGGUGGUCUCCUCGGCCCUCUGCAUCUUCAUGUGCAUCUGUGAGAUGAUUUACCUCAUCUGCAAACGCAUCCAGAAGUUCCUCAGGAAGAAGAAGGAGGCCGAGCAGAGGAUGUUCGCAGAGAGCCACGAGCUUUCGCCGUUGGCCCGGCCGAGGUCAGAGUUCAGGUCAAACACAUCGCUCAGAGUAGAUCCCACCAACACGGCGUCCAUCCAGAACCUCAGUAAUAACAAGGUGGAGGAUGGGGCGUCUGAGAAAAAAUGAACCAUAUGACAAGCACCUGGGUUGGAAGACUGAUGGAGGGGGCCUGUGUCGUUUGUAAAAUGAUAUCAUACAGGAAGACAUUUUCAGCAGCUGUACCGAGGUGAACGUGCCACUCCGUCCUCUCUGAAAUCUCCAUACGAACCUGUGUAAAUAUUAAUGUAAUAUGAACGUAAUUACUUCUCUGGAAUUCGAGUGUGAGUUAUCUAAAGCUAAAGGUCGGGUUGUUAACUCAGGAGUUUUAUCAAAAAAGAAUAUGAGAAUGCAAUAUGUAUAGCUGAGAAAAUGUGCCUGUAUCUAUCCCACCUAGCUAUUUGAAUAUAGAAUGAUUUUUAUGAAGAUAUGCAUUGCCCACAAAUGAUAAGAACUUGAUUGUAAAACUAACACAGAGCAUUCGCUUGAAAACUUGUGGUAUGAAGUUAUCAAAAGUUGCAUUUUGUAUGUUCUUUGCUCCCCCAAACAGGUUUUAAACCCCCCUUUGUGUAUAGUCUCCUUUUAUGUAAACCCCUGAUAGCGGUAGAAUAUAAAAUGGAGGCCUAUAAUGACAUCUAACGAUGACGACAAAGGGCGAUCACCCUCGCCAGUUCUCGUUUUCUUUUCAAGAAAACGGUAACAAAUCAGAAUUUAUUUUGUUUUACAUUUUCUAUUUAUUGCUGUGAUAUAUAAUUGUUCACAAAUGGUUUACUCGUGUCUUUAUUUGAGACUCUUUAAAAAACAAUACAAGAACAUGUUGAACUAUAUCUCUUAUUUUAACAAGCAAUUAAGCUGAGCUUGAUGAAGAUUGAAUGAGAGAAUAUAUAAUACAGUUCAGAAAUAAAUAAAAAAUA
This is a messenger RNA of Lampris incognitus (smalleye Pacific opah), 1789 nucleotides long. It is a transcript of the gene gjb9b, whose product is annotated as gap junction protein beta 9b. Gene Ontology annotation, biological process: cell communication. The record is from RefSeq and is a predicted model, not a curated record. The coding region runs from base 141 to 965 and encodes 274 amino acids. Gene Ontology annotation, cellular component: connexin complex. NCBI's taxonomy places the organism in Eukaryota, Metazoa, Chordata, Actinopteri, Lampriformes, Lampridae. The transcript has 3 exons.